GGCGGUCCCUGGGGGGUAGACCUCAGGGAGGAAAACAGUCGACUCUCACGCCCUCCGCUGCUGGAACCACAGAGACUGCUGGAACGGAACUGUGGGACCAGCAGACCUGGAAGGAUCUGAUCCAGACUGGCCAGAACGCCUGGUCUGAUCCAAAGCAGCAACGCUACAGAACCGAUCCACCAGGACCGGUACCAGAACCUGAGUAGAAUCCUCAGCCUGGUUUUUAUUUCUCUGAUAGAUAUUUUAAAGUAGACAGACGGAAUAACCCAAACAUCCAUGGCUGCUGUCCUCCAUGUUCCUCCUAGAACCUCCUCCUAACGGAACCGUCUCUGUUCUCCUCCCAGGAUCUGUCUCCGUCUCUCAGGAUGGAUCCUGUAAAGACCGACAUGGAGCUGCUCAGUAACAGCAUGGCCACCUACGCACACAUCAGAGCCAAUCCAGAGAGUUUCGCUCUCUACUUCAUGAUGGGCGUCUCAUUCGGGCUCUUCAUGGCCCUCUGCCUCCUGGUGGUCGGCAUCACCUGCAGGACCCAGCGCCGCAGAGGACCUCCUCCGUCCCCCGAGAGGAGGCAGCUCAAAGAGUCCAGCGAGGAGGAGGAAGAGGAUGAGAGCGUGUCAGAGGAAGAUGGGAUGGAGUCUGAGGGUAAAGUGACCCCGGGGCCCCUGAGUGAGCGGAGCAGCCAGUCUAACGGCACCCUAAGGAGCAUCAACGUGUUCACAUCUGCCGAGGAGCUGGAGAAGGCCCGGCGUCUGGAGGAGCGGGAGCGGAUCGUCCGGGAAAUCUGGAGAAACGGGCAGCCGGACAUUCUGGCCAGUGGGACAGGAACCAUUGGCCGCGUCCAUUACCACUAACCAGAAGACUCCAGCAGAGGGCGCUCUGCAUCAAUUAGAGAGGAACUACAGAAUCCUGGAUGGACCAAAACGCACAGACAGACGAGGGGAAACCGCAAAGAACGCAGGAUUCUGGAUCAGGUCAAAGGUCAUGAAAAGACAAUCGGGAAUAGACUGAACAGGUCAGGCUUGGAGGGAAGACUUGAUCUUCUGGAGUACAGGUGGUCCCGAUAUCAGUCCAUCCUUUCUGUUUCUGAUCUCGGUUAUUUAAAUAUAAAACCAUAAUUCAUUCAUUCACUUUAGAGAAGUUUCUAUCUAUUAAUUUUCAGUUAUGUUUGUUAUUUGUUUAUUAACUUUCUCCGGACUGUUUGGAGUCAAUAAAAUAAACUAGAUGAAUCCUUCAGUAGUCCAGCAGAGGGCGCUCCACUCUCCAUCUGUUGGUUUCUACUGAACCCAGGAAGACCUGUAGGAUCCCCGUUAGGAGUCCGGUCUGUUCUUCAGAACCUGGACCUUCUCCUCCAGC
Messenger RNA from Cyprinodon variegatus (sheepshead minnow), 1353 nucleotides. RefSeq names its product protein eva-1 homolog B-like (gene eva1bb). The transcript is spliced from 2 exons. Lineage: Eukaryota; Metazoa; Chordata; Actinopteri; Cyprinodontiformes; Cyprinodontidae. The record is from RefSeq and is a predicted model, not a curated record. The coding region runs from base 366 to 851 and encodes 161 amino acids.